AUGGCCAACAGCAACCUCCCGCGGCGGAUCAUCAAGGAGACGCAGCGGCUGCUCAGCGAGCCAGCACCGGGGAUCAGCGCGUCGCCCUCGGAGGAGAACAUGCGCUACUUCAACGUUAUGAUCCUUGGGCCGGCGCAGUCGCCCUAUGAAGGUGGAGUUUUUAAGCUUGAACUCUUUUUACCUGAGGAAUAUCCAAUGGCUGCCCCAAAGGUUAGGUUUCUGACCAAGAUUUAUCAUCCCAACAUUGACAAGCUUGGUAGGAUAUGCCUCGACAUUCUCAAGGACAAAUGGAGCCCAGCACUUCAGAUUCGAACGGUUCUUUUGAGUAUACAGGCUCUCCUGAGUGCGCCAAAUCCAGAUGACCCUCUUUCCGAUAACAUUGCAAAGCACUGGAAAGCCAAUGAGGUAGAAGCUGUUGAAACAGCCAAGGAGUGGACUCGCCUGUAUGCGAGCGGUGCAUGA
This is a messenger RNA of Miscanthus lutarioriparius, 462 nucleotides long. The record is from the annotation of a GenBank genome assembly. NCBI's taxonomy places the organism in Eukaryota, Viridiplantae, Streptophyta, Magnoliopsida, Poales, Poaceae.